Messenger RNA from Daktulosphaira vitifoliae (grape phylloxera), 1530 nucleotides. RefSeq names its product jerky protein homolog-like. Gene Ontology annotation, cellular component: nucleus. The record is from RefSeq and is a predicted model, not a curated record. Gene Ontology annotation, molecular function: DNA binding. The transcript is spliced from 2 exons. NCBI's taxonomy places the organism in Eukaryota, Metazoa, Arthropoda, Insecta, Hemiptera, Phylloxeridae. Bases 1 to 1530 code for a protein of 509 amino acids.
AUGUCGCAACAACAAAAACGAAAACAUACUACUUUAACCUUGGUCGAGAAACUAGAAAUUUUAAAUAAAUUAGAAAAUGGUGACAAAUUACGCAAAACAUUAAAAACUGGCGAGUUUCCUGAAGUUGAAGAUGCCUUGUAUUUAUGGUUUUUGCAAGAACGUAAUCGACACACACCUAUUUCCGGCGAAAUUUUGAAAGAGAAAGCCAAGUAUUUUUACAAAAGAAUCGCACACAAAGAUCAAAAAGAUGAUUUUCAAGCUAGUGACGGUUGGCUAGAUAAAUUUAAAAAUCGUUUUGGUCUGAGAUUAUUGUGUAUGGCGGGAGAAAAACUGUCGUGUGAUGUUAACAGUGUUGAACCGUACAAAGAAAAAUUUCAAAAAGUUAUUCAAGAAUUAUCAUUAACGCCCGAUCAAGUUUACAACGCAGAUGAAAGUGGUUUGUUUUGGCGUCUUUUACCGAAAAAAACAUUUGUUCACCGUGAAGAAUCGAAUGCUCCAGGACGAAAAAUAGCCAAAGACAGGAUAACUUUUAUGCCUUGUUCAAAUGCAAGUGGCACUCAUAAAUUAAACUUAUUAGUUAUUGGUAAGGCAAAAAAUCCUAGAGCUUUUAAAAAUGUAAAAAUUCCUGUUGAUUACAAAAAUCAAAGCAAAGCAUGGAUGACCAAGUCUGUUUUCGCCGAAUGGUUUCAUGAAACAUUUGUACCUGCAGUGGAAAAAUUUAAUAAAAAACAAAACUUAUCUAAAAAUGCCUUGCUUAUCGUAGACAACUGCCCUGGCCAUCCUAUUGACGAUUUAAAUCACAGAUUUAUCCGUGUAAUGUUUCUUCCACCUAAUGUUACACCAAUUCUGCAACCAAUGGAUCAGAAUGUCAUUCAGACAGUUAAAAUGCACUAUAAGAAGAGUCUGUUGUACAAAGUUUUGUCUACAGAUGACUGUGUGAUGAAAUCUUUAAAAGAAAUUAAUUUAAAGGAUGUAGUAUUUUCUCUUGCGAAUGCUUGGUCAAAUGUAAGUAAAAAGGUGAUUGUUUGUUCAUGGAAAAAUUUAUGGCCAAACAUGUGUUUAUUUGAACAAUACAAAAAGAAAACUGCUCUCAACCUAAAAGAUGAUGAAGAAAAUUUUAGUACUGAGUUAAAUGAAUUACAAGUUUCGAUUGCAGAAAAACUCAUGGACAAUGAGGAACAAAACCAACUAAAAACAGACGAUAUAAGGCGAUGGAUCGACGGCGAAGAAGAAGAAAAUAACCAGUUCUUGACAGAUGAUGAUAUAGUCGAGGAAGUGAUGGCCGAAGAAAAGGAUAAUGAUGGGAAUUAUGACGACAAAGAAGGAGAAUUAGCUGUUCAAACCAUAACUCACUCCACUGCAAUAGAUUCCUUUACUACGUCUAUUACAUGGGCAGAAGAGAACGGAGUAGAUGCACGUGAUAUUCUGGUGCUUAAGCGACUUCAAGAAGAAGUAUUAAAGGCAUCAUUUCAAACAAAAAAACAAAAAAAAAUUGAUGACUUUUUAAAACCGGUCCAGUCAAAAUAUUAA